AUGCAUCCAUGGAGUGAGCGUGCAGUGGUGCAUCCACCGCAUGCAAACACCAUGCAAAUGCCGCCACGCGCUGGCCCGUCUGGUAGAGACGAACACACGGGUCGACUAAGCCACCGGCCCAUUCGCCACUCAUAUAACGGCAGUGAAGACGCUUGGAUUAGUUCACCACAUCGACAACAGGCCCAGAUGGCAGUUUCGUAUGCGAAUCGGGCGUACCCGUCAUCCAACAUGCAGAGCCGCGGCUCUACGACGCCUUCGAGUGAGUCGGCAGAUCGAGUCAUCAUCCAGGCCACCCUCGACAAUGAGCAUUUUUCCGUUGUUAACGUCACGGGCCUUGACUCCGCGCCCACAAUCCGCGAGAUGAUCUUGCGCAAACUCAAGCUUCCAUGGACUGAUUUGCACCAAUGGGGUCUGUUCCGCACAGAAAUUGGCGAAUCCGAUCUGACUCACUCGCCACUCAUUGACGACGAUACCCUCCUUGCUUUGUGCCUACAGCUCGGCGAUGACAAGGGCACGAUCAAAUUUCGUGUUUUGAGUAUGCUUCCAUCUACUGACGAUGUACGAGACCGUGUAAAUCAACCACCUGUGUAUGCUAGCCCAUCCAAAGUUCCUUAUGCGUGGUCGUCUCCUGACAGGACUUUUGCUCAAGUGCGGCCUCCUUCACUUCCACCCCAGACAUUGCCAGUACCCCCGCUACAGCCCUCACAGUCACAGAGACCUCACAUACCGUCAUCGAAACACGCGCCACCAUUGUCUGCCCCGUUCGCGUUGAAUAUGUCGCCACUCGAUGCACCGACGGGUACAGGUGUGCGACACGUACCAGGCGUGAAGCGCCGACCACCGUCUUGGUCGAUGCCCAAUUCAUCGAUCAUUCCUGGUCCUUCCACGAUUCCUCUAAAUGAUGCUUUCUUGACACCCUACACGAACCGACACAUGUCACCGAACGCCGCCAUAAUGCCUAUCUCGUCAAGUUUCCCGUCUUUGCAGCCCGGCAUGGUUAUACCAAUGUCGAAGAAAACCGAAGACCUUCGUUUGUCUACAUCACCGCAUCUUGUCCCUCCCAUGUACCCACCAGCAUGGCACCCAUCCUCGUCGAUGCCUGUGCCUGCUGUGCAUCCCUCGCCUAAUGGCCGUCCUGCGUCAUCUGCGUACGAAACGCCAAACCUGAGUUCUUCCCCUUGCAUGGAUGAACCGCCUGCAGCCGUGGGCGGGGCGCGUCGUGCGCCUCAUGUUCCAAGCCUUAGUCUUGUCCCUGGGCAUGCUCUUGGUCAAGAGCAUGGUUCAAUUCCCGCAUCAAUUACCAUGACAAAUCCUUCCUCAGCCCCAGCGUCCUCUCCCACUUCUUUAUCUGGUUCUGCCUCCUCGUCUGCGCCGGCACCUACGCCGGCGCUCCCUCCAUCGAUGAUUCCCGGCUUCGCACGAGAGCGGCCGAAAGCUCGAACCACGUCCAACUCGAGCGAUGCUCGGCCACUUCUUGACGACCACAUAUACCCAACUUCCUAUCGAGGCUCGGAAUACAGUUCUGCUGCUCGUCCGCUGCCAUUGCCAUCCCCCAACAGCUCUUCGCCUAUGUCCUCGCAAAUUUCGCCGUGGCGCUCUGAGGAGCAUGUUGACUCCAACGACCAUUCUGCGCGUGACACGCCAUCAGCCGUAUCGACGCCGCUUUCAGACCAUGACAGUACGGACGGCUCAAUGCAACGCUUGCUUGCACAUCUUCGAGUGUCGCAAGAUCGAAAGAGCGCUGCAUGCGAGUUUGACUCGUUUGCCGACGACACGCUGGGUGGCACGUUUGCGCAACCGCUGGAUGCGGCCACGCUUACAUCUCACCCACUCGAGUCAGAUAUUGUCCAUGCGUCGCCACAGGCAACAACGCCACGUGAUGGAUCGCGCCCUGUGCUGUCGCUGUCGAUUUCGCCACCGCCUGAGCGAGUGGAAUCGUCAGCUCAAGUAGCUCCCCCUCAAGCGACGAUGCAUGCACGGGAGAAGAGCGGCACAAGCUGGGCGCUGCGUCCACCUGCGGAGGAACUGUACGAACAACUUGAUAACCUGUUUCCGCGACAUGACCUGGACAAGCCACUAAAUGAUAUGGGUCUUUCACCGCAGCCCAAAAGUGAAACGCCUCCGUCUGCGCAUAAGGACGAGCGAGGUGCUGCCGGCACUGCUCUUGUGGGCGGCGAGUCAGGAGCAGCUAACGGGAGUGGAGUGGUAAACGGCGGCGGAGCGAAUCUGAACACAGGUGGCACUACGUCGUCUGGAUCAGCGCCCAAGACACGUCGUGCCCCGCGUGGGCUCUCGCGACAUCAACAUCACUCGAUCCGUGUCAUUGCACAAAACCGACGACAGCUGCUGGAAAAGACAAAGCAAGAGGAACGACGACAAAUGCACAGGAACGAUGAGCUCCUGAAUAGACGGCGCAGCACGAAACUGUGGGGUGGGCGCAUGGUUGAGAUGCGGACGAAUGGUGCCAAUUCUGUGGGCAUUGUGCCGAAUGGCCUGACUGAGUCGGAUCCGGAGAACCGGCCUGUAUUCAAAUGGGUAAAGGGUGAACUUAUCGGCAAGGGCACGUACGGUCGCGUGUAUCUCGCACUGAAUGCAACAACUGGCGAGAUGAUUGCUGUCAAGCAGGUUGAGCUCCCGCGCACAGCGGCCGACCGUGACUCGUCGCGGCAGCGGAGCAUAGUGUCAGCCCUCAAGUCCGAGAUCGAGACACUGAAGGACUUGGAUCAUCCAAAUGUGGUCACGUGCCUCGGCUUCGAAGAGACGCUCGACACACUAAGUAUCUUUCUUGAGUAUGUACCAGGUGGCUCGAUCGGCAGUUGCCUGCGCCGUUAUGGAAAGUUUGAAGAGGACAUGACGAGCUCGUUUCUGAACCAGACGCUCCAGGGUCUUGCCUACUUGCACAAGCAAGGUAUUUUGCAUCGUGAUUUGAAGGCAGACAAUCUGCUUGUCGAUUAUCAAGGUACAUGCAAGAUUUCUGAUUUCGGCACAGUGCGUCGAAGUGAGGACAUUUAUGCGAAUGUCGAGAACAUGUCCUUGCAGGGUACGAUUUUCUGGAUGGCGCCUGAGGUCGUGAGCCUCUCACGCAAGGGUUACAGCGCGAAGGUGGAUAUUUGGAGUCUGGGCUGUGUCGUUCUUGAAAUGCUUGCUGGACGACGCCCUUGGUCGGACGAAGAAGCCAUCCAGGCUAUGUUCAAAAUUGGUGCACAAAGACGUGCUCCGCCUGUGCCUCCCGACGUCAAGCUCUCGAAACCUGCAGCCCACUUCUUGCGAAAUUGCUUUGAAAUUGACCCGGAUCGUCGGCCCACAGCUGCGCGUCUGCUUGAGCAUGUGUUUGCGUGGCCGUCGCCUAACUGGUGCUUUGAAGACAGUGGCCUUUACAAGCUUCUGUGCCAGUCGAAGCCACCACCCGCCUCUCACUCAUAG
Messenger RNA from Malassezia globosa CBS 7966, 3423 nucleotides. RefSeq lists its product as uncharacterized. The transcript has a single exon. The record is from RefSeq and is a predicted model, not a curated record. Gene Ontology annotation, biological process: protein phosphorylation. NCBI's taxonomy places the organism in Eukaryota, Fungi, Basidiomycota, Malasseziomycetes, Malasseziales, Malasseziaceae. The coding region runs from base 1 to 3423 and encodes 1140 amino acids. Gene Ontology annotation, molecular function: ATP binding; protein kinase activity.